AUGAUAUUCCUUCGCCAUCACCUUCAUGAAGGUCUUAAGGUGGAGUACUUGACUGUUAAAGAACCACAAAUCCUUUGGAGUAAUCUUAAGGAAAGGUAUGACCACCAGAAAACAGUGAUAUUACCAAAAGCCCGUUAUGAUUGGUUACAUUUAAGAUUACAAGACUUUAAGUCUGUGAGUGAAUACAACUCAGCCAUGUUUAGAAUUACGUCACAAUUGAAAUUAUGUGGAGAGAAAAUCACGGAUGCAGAAAUGUUAGAAAAAACAUACUCUACUUUUCGUGCAAACAAUGUUGUCAUGCAGACACAAUACCGUGAAAAGGGUUUUACAAAAUAUUCAGAAUUGAUAUCUUGUCUCCUUGUGGUUGAGCAAAAUAAUGAACUAUUAAUGAAAAUUCAUGAAUCACGCCCAACUGGCUCUACUACAUUCCUUGAAGUGAAUGCGACAUCCCAUAGUGGGAAAGAGCAAAAGGCUAGAGAUCAAGCCAACAGUAGUGGUCGAGGCCAUGGUCAAUGA
Messenger RNA from Chenopodium quinoa (quinoa), 516 nucleotides. RefSeq lists its product as uncharacterized. The coding region runs from base 1 to 516 and encodes 171 amino acids. The transcript has a single exon. The record is from RefSeq and is a predicted model, not a curated record. NCBI's taxonomy places the organism in Eukaryota, Viridiplantae, Streptophyta, Magnoliopsida, Caryophyllales, Amaranthaceae.